AAGAAACGACAAUGGCACCAGCCAUGGUGAUGUCCGGAGCCAUUGAGGACUUUCCUGCCAACGACCCUGCGCCAUACUUUGCGGAGGAGCGGCCGGGUUGGAGAGGAUAUGUGGAGUGGGAAAAGUAUCCGGAGAAGAAGGCAGAGGCCGAGAAAGUACUCUCGCAGUACAAGUUUCCGACGCCGCCCGAGUUCCAGCUCGUGCCUUUGCCGAAGACGAAUCCAGUGCUUGAGGGAGUGAGAUGGAAGCAAUACCAUUAUGCCAUGGGCAAGACUCUCAAGGAUUUGCCAGCGAUCAGCUGGAAGUAUGUUCAGAAGGAGAAGUCGGAAGACAUGUUGCAUGUGCUACAGUUUCCUUACAAUGGAGAGCCGCCUCGAUCACGGCUCACUGACACCGAGUUCACACCCAACAAGGACUUCUUCGUCCGCAACCAUGGCGGCGUGCCUGAGAUCGAUGAUGACGCUUUCGAGCUGGAGCUGGAUGGUCUGGUGAAGAAUCCAUCCAAACUGUCCCUUGCCGAUCUCAAGAACGAGAAUCUCUUCCCUCGCCACUCCCACGUUGUCACACUACAAUGCGCCGGCACCCGUCGCCUCGAGCAGAUUGCCAUGUACCCUGGCGACGGCGACGAGCUUAUCAACGCGCCUUGGGCUGAAGGCGCGAUUGGCAACGCACGCUGGACCGGUGUUUACCUCAAGGACGUCAUUGACCACUGCGGCGGUCUCUCUGGCGACCCAGAAACCACACACAUAGAGUUCAGUGGAGCUGACACCUACUUCAAGAAGGGCAAGGUACAGAAUUACCUAGUGAGCGUCCCCUGGCGCAAGGUCAAGUUCGAAGAAGUCAUGCUCGCAUGGGAGAUGAACGGCGAGCCUCUCCCAAAGAUCCACGGCGCGCCAUUGAGAGUCGUGGUGUUUGGAUACAUUGGCGCUCGCAGCGUCAAGUGGCUGUACAAGAUCAAGGCCAUUACCGGACCUAGCGAAGCUCCGGUACAGAAGAAGGAGUACCUGUACUACACGCCUCAGAUUGGAAAGCAGAACGUGCAGUACUCCAACGGCUUCAGCAUUCAGGAGAUGCCGGUCAGCAGCGCAAUCAUGUCGCCGACAGACAUGGAUCAAAUCGUUCACGAUGGCAGCAUCUCGCUUCGAGGAUGGGCAUACUCCGGUGGAACCGGCGGCCAUUGGCCCGAACGCGUCGAAGUCAGUGCCGAUGGAGGCUCAGUCUGGUACGAAGUGCCCUUCGAUAAGAUGAGCACGAAGUACUACUAUGGCUGGCGAACCUGGAGUAUCGAUGUGCCGGUCGAAUACGAAGGCUGGCUGGAGUUCUGCUGCAGGACUUGGGACAACGCGCUGAACACCCAGCCGACUUUUGUCCGAUCCGCUUGGAACUGGGACCUCCACGUCACGAGCUCAUGCCACCGCAUCAAGGUGUACUCGAUCAACCGCGCGCGAGCAGCGACGAGAAAGCGAUUGGAGGAGAUCGAGAGUCGGGGCUUGUCGAUUGUGCCGAUUACGCAGCCGCUGGAAUUCGACUUGGAGACUGAUGAGCAUUACAAGAGAGUCAUGGAUGCGAAGAAAGGGAGGGAUCCGGCUGAGUGA
Messenger RNA from Zymoseptoria tritici IPO323, 1595 nucleotides. RefSeq lists its product as uncharacterized. The record is from RefSeq and is a predicted model, not a curated record. Gene Ontology annotation, molecular function: molybdenum ion binding; oxidoreductase activity. Gene Ontology annotation, cellular component: mitochondrion. The transcript has 4 exons. NCBI's taxonomy places the organism in Eukaryota, Fungi, Ascomycota, Dothideomycetes, Mycosphaerellales, Mycosphaerellaceae. Bases 12 to 1595 code for a protein of 527 amino acids.